This is a messenger RNA of Kickxella alabastrina, 871 nucleotides long. RefSeq lists its product as uncharacterized. The record is from RefSeq and is a predicted model, not a curated record. The coding region runs from base 1 to 441 and encodes 146 amino acids. NCBI's taxonomy places the organism in Eukaryota, Fungi, Kickxellomycota, Kickxellomycetes, Kickxellales, Kickxellaceae. The transcript is spliced from 2 exons.
AUGGCUACUUACAAAGACAAUGGUUUGAGCUCAAAAAGAGUGCGUGGGUCUUGCUUGCAGUCACCGACACUUGAAUCCACACUUGCUGACACUGAGGAAACAUAUGCCCUCGAGCACAAAAACAAACGCCGCGAGCUCAGCGAUGCACGCCGCAAGCUCGAGGUUCUCACCAAUACCAAGGCAAUAGAUGGCCAGGUUACAGCGACUCUUGCUAAUAAGCUCAGGAAUGCAUCCCACGCCAUUGAGGAACUCGACAACGCUGAAGCAGUACUUGCCCAUAUUAAUGAGGCCCUUACCAGUCAGCUCGAUGACGCACCCCACGCGAUUGAGGCGCUCUGCCAGUAUGCGGAUCUGAGUGAGGCUGCCCUUACCAACGCCGAGGCGCGAAAUAAGGCGUUGGAGGACCGGCUCGAGUCUGCAAAUAAAUCCUCAUUCAAGUAAGAACUGGCCAAAAUCAAUCAUAUGGUAACCGACAAGAACAACAAGCUUGAACGCAAACGCAAGCGCUCCAACAAGUUAAAUCGGAAGUACAAGAACGCGAGAAUCGAAAACACCAAGUUGAGCAAGGGGUGAAUGAUACGGUGCUAUUGCUGAAGGCUCUUCAAGCAAAUUGUCAAUUCAGCAGCACGCAUCGCAGCACUGGUGGUAACUUGCCAAUACGCGCGGAACCACCGAUGCCAACCCUGGCAUAGUCACAUCCAUGUGUUGCGCCUUUCUUGUGCAUAUACAGAGCUUGGCGAACACAUCAAAAUAUUUCCUGGGUACGGUCAAGCGAGGGAAGUCUUACAAACCACACUUUUUCAUUUAUCAUUUUUCAUUAUUUUAACCAUUUACACAUGACGCUGAAGGGCAAAGAAAACAGCACUCUGAC